Molecule: messenger RNA, 4030 nt
Organism: Mustela lutreola (European mink)
Lineage: Eukaryota; Metazoa; Chordata; Mammalia; Carnivora; Mustelidae
Product: cationic amino acid transporter 3-like
Exons: 1
Coding region: 526-2391 (621 amino acids)
Biological process (GO): transmembrane transport; amino acid transport
Cellular component (GO): plasma membrane
Molecular function (GO): amino acid transmembrane transporter activity
Source: RefSeq, a predicted model, not a curated record
GAAGUGAGGGAGGGGUAAGAGGGAAUCACACAAACUACUUCACAAAUAGCUCACUCCAACUGUCGUCUGAAUGUUUUCUUAAUGAAGGAAUUCAGUGUGUGGGUUGGGACACCUCAAAUAGUGUAGAAAGAUUCCAUACGUUAAGAAUUGACACUCAUUAUCUAUCUCCUGUUCUUUUUGGUCAAUCAUAUAACAAGCACACAAUCCUGUGUGUGAUUCCCUCUUACCCCUAGUGUCAGUUUCUAUGAUUUUUGGGAUGCGACAAGUUACACGUGACCUUUGAUUUUCGGUUGUUUGGUUGAAGACCAUUGUUCAGUAAAAAUGUAUUGUUUUCAUAGGCAUUCUGGAAGGAUAGCAUGUACCCAAAGAAAUAGGAAGCAGCGGCUUUGAAACCUGAGCAACGGACCUCGGCAACCCCAAUCCAACUUGGCUUAACUCAGCCUCACUGAUCCAGAUCCGACACUCUUGGCUCCAGGGGCCUGCUACAGCUCCCUAAUCCUUAGAAUCUUCUUCAGUUCCUCUAGAAUGCUGCGUCAGGCACUUCGCAGGUUUGGUCAAAAGCUGGUAAGCAGACGUCCACUGGAGAAAGAAGUAUAUGAGUUUGAAUUUGGCAAAAAGCUAAGGACUCUGGAUUUAGUGGCCCUGGGUGUGGGCAACACAGUGGGUGUUGGUAUAUACUUCCUGGCUAAUGAGGUGGCCAGGAAUCAAGCAGGACCAUCCAUUGUGAUCUGCUUUUUGGUGGCAGGUCUAACAUCACUGUUGGCUGGGCUGUGCUAUGCGGAGUUUAGUGCCCGGGUUCCCCAUUCUGGCUCUGCAUAUCUCUACAGCUACAUCACUUUAGGUGAACUCUGGGCUUUCAUCUCUGGCUGGAAUAUCAUCCUCUCCCUUGUUGUUGAUGUAUUCAUUGUGGUCCAGGCCUGGAUCUUAACUUUUGACAUCUUCAAUGGGAACCACAUCUCUGAGACCCAGCAAGAGAUCAUCUCACAGUAUGUUCCCCAAGUCACUGCAGAAAAUCUACGCUACUUUUUUGUCAUCUUUCUGGUUUUGGUCUUGGAACUGCAAUCUACGAGUUGGAGUGGGUUUGUCAUAGUUUUCAGACUGUUCACAUUGGUGAAGGUUUUGGUUCUCAGCUUUUUCAUCAUCUCUGGCUUCAUGAAGGGGGACUUGCACAACUGGAAACUCACAGAAGAGGACUACAUACAGGCUGGACUCAACGGCACCUCUAGCUUGGGCCCUCUGGGCUCUGGAGGAUUUGUCCCUUUUGGCUUUGAGGGCAUUCUCCGUGGAUCAGCUACCUGUUUCUAUGCAUUUAUAGGUUUUGGCAUUAUUGUUACCAGAGUCAGAAAAUCACACAAUCCCCAGCGUUCCAUCCCCAGAGGCAUUGUGAUUUCACAGCUCAUCUGCUUUUUGCUAUAUUUUGGUGUCUCUGUGGCACUUACACUCAUGGUUCCUUACUACCAGCUUCGACCUGGGAGCACCUUGCCUGAGGCAUUUCUUCAUAUUGGCUGGGUCCCUGCCUAUUAUGUUCUAGCUUUUGCAAUUUUCUGUAGUAUUCUUGUCAACACCUAUUGGGGCUUUAUGUUCCGUAUACAUCGGAGGAUACGCAUGAUGGCAGAGGACAACAUCUUGUUCCCUUUUCUUGCCAGGAUCCAUACUAACACAUAUGCCCGUAUCAUAUCCACUGUGACCUUUGGCAGUAUUGCAACAAUCAUGGUAUUCUUCUUUGGACUCACUGAUCUUCUGCACUUCACAUCAUUUGAGGCCUUGAUAUCUUAUUCGCUGGUAGCUCUUUGUGUUCUCAUCAUCAGGUAUCAGCCUGAGAGGAGGAAGGAGGAAAAUCAACCAGAAGUGCAGGAAGAGAAUGGGCAAAUUGAAACAAAAUUACAGGAAGAGAAUGAGGAAAACGAAACAGAGGUGCAACAGGAGAAUGGGGGAAAUGAAAUACAGGUGCAGGGGAAAACUGCACAUGCAAUAGAGAAGCUGACUCUCAGGAGACUAUUUUUUCCAGGCAGCUCCACCCCCACUCCACUCUCUGGCCAGAUUGUCUAUGUUUGCUCCUCACUGCUUGUUCUGCUGCUGAUUCUCCUCUGCCUGGUGCUGGCCCACUGGCCAAGUCUGCUUUCUGGAGACCCAGUGCCGGUUUCCAUGGUUGUGCUGCUCCUGGUGCUCAUCACUGGGAUCACUGGGGUCAUCUGGAGACAGCCACAGAGCUCCACUCGCCUUCAAUUUAAGGUCCCUGCUGUGCCUCUCCUCCCACUCUUGAGCAUCUUUGUGAAUGUUUGCCUUAUGAUGCAGAUGUCAGCUGUCACCUGGGCCUGGUUUGGUGUCUGGAUGCUGAUUGGGUUUGCUCUCUACUUUGGCUAUGGGAUCCAGCAAAGCCUGGUUACUUGAUCCCACUUAAAGGCCCAAACUGUAGGCUCAACAGUGAACUCAGAAGUACCAGUACAUAUUUGGCUUGACAUCAUCACCGGUGAAUGCAGACUGGCUCCCCUACACAAUAAUGGGGAGUACUCUUGAGCACAUGGAAAGCUAGGGCUCCUAUGAGAUACUGGUGGGGGAAUACUAAUAGAGCUUUGUAUUUAUGAUAUAGUAAAGGAUGUGCCUUUGCUCUUCCCCCCUCCUUUUUUCUUACUUUCUACUUUAAAAAAAUAUUUUAUUUAUUGAUUUGAUAGAGAGAGAGACAGCUAUAGAGGGAACAUAAGCAGGGGACAUGGCAGGCAGAGGGAGAAGCAGGCUUCCCACAGAGCAGAGAGCCUAAUGCAGGGAUCAAGCCCAUGACCUGGGUUCAUGACCUGAACUGAAGGCAGAUGCUUAACUAACUGAGCCACUCAGGCACCUGUAAUUUCUACUUUACCUUUGUGUCCAUAGUUGCUCACUGGCUUUUACAAAAGUAGUAUUAAAAGAAACUUGAAACACAUGUUUUCAUUUUCCUUGGUUAAAUAUCCACAGGGAAGGAGGUGGCUAGCUGGCUUAGUCAGUAGAGUAUGCCUCUUGCUCUGAGGCUGGUGAGUUUGAGCUCCUCAUUGGCUGUAGAGAUCACUUAAGAAAAUAUUCAGUAGCAGAAUUACUGGAUCAUAAGGUAGUGCUGUGUUAAAUUUUUUGAGGACUCUCCACACUGUUUCCCACAAUGCCUGCUCCAAUUGACUUUGCCACCAACAGUGCAUGAGGAUUUCCUUUUCUCCAUAUCUUUGGCAACACUUGUUAUUCUUGUCUUUUUGAUUUUAGCCAUCCUGACAGGUAUAAAGCCAAAUCUGGUUGCACUGUUAAAAAAGAGUUUAAUAGGUUUAAUUUUUUAAUGUUCAGUUAGCUAACAUAUAGUACAUUUCUAUUUCCCUGAUGAUUAGUAAUACCAAGCGUCUUUUCUUGUGUCUGUUGGCCAUCUGUAUAUCUUCUUCAGAAAAGUAUCUAUUCAGGUCCCCUGCUCAUUUUUUAAUCGGAUUUUUUGUUUUUUGGUAUUGAGUUGUGUAUAUUCUUUACAUACUUUGAGUAUUAACCCCUUACUGUAAAUCAUUUGCAAAUAUCUUCUCCUAUUCAGUAGGUUGCCUUUUUUUGUUAUUGAUGGUUUCCUUUUCUGUGCAAAAGCAUUUUUGUUUCAUGAAUUUGAAAAUACAUAUGCACCCCAUGUUUAUUGCAGCAUUAUUUCCAAUAGCCACCCAAACGUCCAUUAAUAGAUGAAUGGAUAAAGAAGAUGUGGUCUAUAUGUAUAUACAAUGGGCUAUUACUCAGCCAUAAAGAAGAAUGGAAUCUUUCCAUUUGUAACAACAUGGAUGGACUGGAUGGAUAUAAUGCUUAUUGAAAUAUGUCAGUCUGAGAAAAGCAAAUGCCGUAUAUUUUCAUUCUUAUGUAGAAUUAAAGACAUAAGAAAAUUAAGAUGAAAAAGGAAAAAGGACAAACAGCAAUACCAAAAUACAAACAAACAAAUAAACCAAAACCACAACAACCUAGUUCCCUAAAUAAAGGGAACAAACUCAUGGUUGCCAAAAGGGAGAUGGGUUGGGGAAUGAGUGAUUUAAAUAAAGGGAAUUAAGAG